AUGGUACUAAUACGAAUCACUUUCUUAUUAGUUGUUUGCCAUGUAGGUAUAACAUACACGACAAGUAUACCAAGAAACUAUGAAAAAGCUAAAAUUGAAUUAGAAGAGUAUAUAGAAGCCAAGAAAAAGGACAUUGAUCUGAGAUUCAAGCCAUUGUACCAUGUCGCUCCACCAGUUGGAUGGAUGAAUGACCCAAAUGGAUUUUCAUAUCACAAUGGAGAAUUCCAUCUAUUCUACCAAUUUUAUCCCUAUGACAGUGUUUGGGGUCCAAUGCAUUGGGGGCAUGUCUCAAGUCCUAAUCUAGUGAACUGGAAACAAUUACCAACCGCACUUCUACCUGAGGAAGAGCAGUGCUUUUCUGGAAGUGCAAUUAGCCAAGAAGAUAAAUUGACACUGAUGUACACCGGUCGUGUAGCUGCGGAUGUUGAUCCUUAUUUCAAUGAAACACAAUAUUUAGCAUUUAGUGAUGAUGGUAUAAACUUUUACAAGUAUGAAGGGAAUCCAGUUCUGGCAAGGGCUCCGAACGGGUCGCCAGAGUUCCGUGACCCAAAGGUUUGGAUGUAUGAGAAUAAUUAUUAUGUAGUUAUUGGCAGCCAAACCACUGACAAGAGGGGAAGAGUUCUUUUAUACAAAUCCAGUGAUAUGAAAAGUUGGGAAUUUUUGUCAGUGCUAGGAGAAUCGAAUGGAGAUAUGGGUUAUAUGUGGGAAUGCCCUGAUUUCUUUGAGUUAGAUGGUAAGUUUGUCCUGUUAAUGUCCCCUCAGGGACUUCUUCCUCAAGAAGACAGAUAUAAAAAUACUCACCAAACCGGCUACAUUAUAGGAGAAUUUAGUUAUCAUACAAAUGAAUUCAUACAUGAAGUUUCAUUCCAAGAGAUUGACUUUGGGCAUGAUUUUUACGCUGCUACAACAACAGAAGCCAAUGGCAAACGAUACCUUGUCGCUUGGUUCAGCAUGUGGGAUGAACCGCACCCAGAAGAUGUCGAUGGAUGGGCAGGAAUGGCAACAAUUGUCAGAGAACUAAGCAUUGUUGGGGACCGCAUUAUCAUGAAGCCAGUUGAACAAAUUGAAACUUUAAGGGCUGAAAUACUCAUUGAUAGUAAUAUAGAGCCGGGUCAGGUCUUAGAGUUUGGAAAAGCAGUCGAAAUAUUUAUCAACAGUGACAUCUCCCAAAAACUAGACCUUCUAUUAGAGGGUCGUGAAGGUGACAGUAAAGUGUGGUUACGCUGGGAUCCAGAAGUGGGUAAGGUUGUUGUCGAUAGGGGGUCCAGUGACAUAAGGCAGGUAGAAUGGUCUCCUAUUGAAUCACAAACCUGGCGAAUCUUUUUAGAUAGUAGUAGUAUGGAACUUUUUUGCGGAGAGGGGGAAGUUGUCUUCAGUAGUCGUGUAUAUGCGUUAGGUGGAUGGAGAUUCACGAAUGAAAGUAACCAAUCAUUGCAAAUCAAAGCAUACGAUUUGAAAAGGGGUGUGCCAGAAUAAAUUUAGCA
This is a messenger RNA of Maniola jurtina (meadow brown), 1484 nucleotides long. RefSeq names its product sucrose-6-phosphate hydrolase-like. NCBI's taxonomy places the organism in Eukaryota, Metazoa, Arthropoda, Insecta, Lepidoptera, Nymphalidae. Gene Ontology annotation, cellular component: cytoplasm. Bases 1 to 1476 code for a protein of 491 amino acids. Gene Ontology annotation, biological process: carbohydrate metabolic process. Gene Ontology annotation, molecular function: beta-fructofuranosidase activity. The record is from RefSeq and is a predicted model, not a curated record. The transcript has a single exon.